AUGGAGUGGAGCAAUUCGAAAUCCGUGAUAAUUUUGGAUAAAUACCGAAUUGAAUGCUUAUCACCGGCUACGUUAGAAGGCGCAUUACGAGUAAUAAAGGAAUCUUUUUGCCAAGACGAAUACGUGAGCAUAGGAAGCGAAGUAAACAAAAACCCGGUCGCCGCUGAAGAAUUGCUGGAACUAUGUGCGGAUGCAGCGCUUGAUGGGAUGUCAUUAGUUGCGGUUGAAUUAAGUACUGAGGAAGUAGUUGCUGUUGCCUUUAACAAAAUACAGGUUCAAUCGUCGAGCGUAUCGGAGAAACCGUUUUUUGAAGUAUUUGCCGAAGAACGAUGUACACAGGAAUCAUCCCGCUCUCUAAUCCAAUUUAUGGCAAUCGUAGAUGGAAGGUGCAAUUUAUUUGAAAAAUACGGAGUCGACUGCAGUCUUGAAAUAAUGUUCUUAGCAACGCUACGUGAGCAUAGAAAACAAAACUUAGGAACCUUGUUAUGCAAAUAUUCCGUAGAGCUAGCCAGAAAAUUAAAAGAUUGCCCUAUAGCAAAGAUUACAGUUGAAGAUCUAGGUCCUAAGUACAAAAUGAUAAAAUCAAGAGAACCCGUUAAGACUUAUCCAAAAAUUUGUCAAGCUAUUUGGACAUCAAUUGGUUCUCAGAAAAUUGGUAAAGCUCUAGACUUUACCGUGCAUUUGACUGUACCGCUUAAAGAAUUUGUGUAUGAUGGUAAAACAUAUACUGAACGUAUUGGAGAUGAUUCCGCUUUUUGUGAAGUAGUUGCUAAAGCACUUUAUUAG
Messenger RNA from Parnassius apollo (apollo), 786 nucleotides. The record is from the annotation of a GenBank genome assembly. NCBI's taxonomy places the organism in Eukaryota, Metazoa, Arthropoda, Insecta, Lepidoptera, Papilionidae.